This is a messenger RNA of Vanderwaltozyma polyspora DSM 70294, 888 nucleotides long. It is a transcript of the gene PEX19, whose product is annotated as Pex19p. The transcript has a single exon. The coding region runs from base 1 to 888 and encodes 295 amino acids. Lineage: Eukaryota; Fungi; Ascomycota; Saccharomycetes; Saccharomycetales; Saccharomycetaceae. Gene Ontology annotation, cellular component: peroxisomal membrane; peroxisome. The record is from RefSeq and is a predicted model, not a curated record. Gene Ontology annotation, biological process: protein import into peroxisome membrane.
AUGAGUGAUCACGAGUAUGAUGAUUUAGAUGAUCUUUUGGAUGAAGAUCCAAGCAAGCUGGAAAAUGCUGUUGGAGGUGGAGAACCUAGUGGUGAUCCAAACGAAUCUGUAAUGGAGGAUGGUGAUGAUGAGGUGAAGGCUAUGAUGAGUGAGUUAGAGAGUGAGUUUCAGAAUUUGAUGAAAAACGGGGGUGCUGAAGGUGAAGGUGAAGGUGCAGGUGAAAAUAGUGAAAUUGCAGAGAAUUUUAGAGAGUUGAUGGGCAUGUUGGGCAAGAGUGCUCAGACAGAUGUCAAGAGUAAAAGUGAUAAUGGGGAGAAGUCUAAUGAGUUCAAGGAUAUUGUCGCUAAUACUUUGAACAAGAUCAAAGAGAAUGGUACUAAAGUUGACGACAAACUUCGUGACGAAAAGAAAAAUAUGAACAAUAGCGAUGAUUUGAUUAGUCAGUUGUUGUCAGGGAUGUCUGAUGUAGCUCCUGAUGGGAAUUUGGACGACACGAUCUUGGGUCUUUUAAACCAGAUGUCCAGCAAGGAGGUCCUAUAUGAACCUUUGAAAGAAACCCAUUCGGAGUAUACCAAAUGGUUUGAAGAUAACACUACAGCCGAUGAAACCUAUUCAGAAGAAGACCACACUAGAUUCAAAAAGCAGUACGGCAUCAUUGGUCAGAUAAUACAAAUCUACGAAGCACCAGAAUACAACAACGAGAAGGACAGACAACAAUUGACCGAUUUACUAGAUGCCUUGGAACAAUUGGGCAAUUCGCCGGUUAAUAAUUCCUUAAAUAACACUACCAACGCACCAGAACUGAACGAUCUGUUGGAAAUAGACGGUAACGAUCCAAACUUCCAGAAUCUAGAAAAGGAGUUACAAGAUACCUGUCAACAGCAGUGA